Messenger RNA from Capronia epimyces CBS 606.96, 1518 nucleotides. RefSeq lists its product as uncharacterized. Gene Ontology annotation, biological process: transmembrane transport; carbohydrate transport. NCBI's taxonomy places the organism in Eukaryota, Fungi, Ascomycota, Eurotiomycetes, Chaetothyriales, Herpotrichiellaceae. The record is from RefSeq and is a predicted model, not a curated record. Gene Ontology annotation, cellular component: membrane. The transcript has 5 exons. Bases 1 to 1518 code for a protein of 505 amino acids. Gene Ontology annotation, molecular function: carbohydrate:proton symporter activity.
AUGUCGCAGCAAUCCGUCAACGUGUAUACGUGGGGAUGCGCCCUCUUCGCUGCGGUCGGAUCCCUUCUUUACGGCAUCGACUCGGGUAUCGUGUCGACCACGAUCGCCCAUGAGAGUUUCCUCGAGUACUUCGCGCCGUUCACGCCCAGCAUCAAGGGCGCCGUGGUGAGCACGUUCGGUGCCGGCUCCGUGUUUGGCGUCUUCUUCGCCGGCUGGAGCGCCGACUAUUACGGACGCAAGAGGACCAUCUUCAUCGCCGCCGUCAUCGCCUUGGUCGCCGGCAUCAUCCAGGCCGCCUCGGUGCACGUCGGCAUGCUGAUCGCCGGCCGCAUCGUCGGCGGCUUCGCGGUCGGCAUGAUGAACAUGACCAUCCCCAUCUACAACAGCGAGAUUGCGCCGCCUCACAAGCGAGGCAUGAUCUCCGGCCUGCACGCCCAGUUCGUCGGCUUCGGCUUCGCCACCGCCAACUGGAUCGGCUUUGCUUGCGGCUAUGCGAAGAAGGGGGCCUUCCAAUGGAGGUUUCCCUUUGCUUUUCAAUGCUUGCCCGCCCUCAUUGUCAUGAUCGGCAUCUUCUGGCUCCCGUAUUCGCCUCGCUGGCUGAUGGAGCAGGAGCGCGACGACGAGGCCUAUGCGGUGAUCAAACGUCUGCACGGCACCAUCGGCCACGACGAGUCCUUUUUCCGCGCCGAAUUCAACCAGAUGCGAGACCAACUGCGCUUCGAGAAGAGCGUCACCAUCUCCAGCUUCCGCGAGCUGUUCUCCAAACCCAGCAACAGGAAACGUCUGAUGCUCGCCGUGCUCGUCCAGGCCUUCACCCAACUCUCCGGCAUCAACGUCAUCAACUACUACCAGACCGACUUGUACAAAGGCCUGGGUAUGACUGGGCACAUGGUGACCCUGCUGGCUGGUGUCUACGGCAUGGUCGGCCCGCUCGCCAACAUGAUCUGUCUCUACUUUGUCGACAGCUGGGGACGAAAGAAGACUCUCUGGAUCACCGGCAUCGUCAUGACCAUCGACAUAUCGGUGGUCAUGGGCCUGACUGCCGGCUACGGCAAGUCCGACAACAAAGUCGGCCAAGGCUUCACCAUUGCCUUUAUUUUCCUGUUUUCGGCCAUAUAUUCAUUGGGCUACAAUUCCAUCCACUACAUCUACGUGCCGGAGAUCAUGACCAUGGCGAUCCGCGCCAAAGGCUCAGCCGUAUCCAUCAUCUGCAACGUCCUGAUCAACAUUGUCUUCAACCAGGUCUCGCCCAUCGCCUUCUCCAACGUCGGAUACAAGUACUACUCGCUAUUCAUCGCCACCAACUUUGUCGGCGCCAUCGUCGUGUUUUCGCUGUUCGUCGAGACCAAGGGCAAGUCUCUCGAGGAGAUCGCCGCCAUCUUCGGCGACGAGCUCGUCGUCGCGCCCCUGGCCACCGUCCAACAGGAGAAGCUGGACUUGAUCGCCGACGACCAGGUCCACCAUGUCGACCGCGUCGAUGAUAAAGUCGACGAAACGGCCACCGCGAAGAGGGAGUAG